This is a messenger RNA of Lytechinus variegatus (green sea urchin), 4549 nucleotides long. RefSeq names its product forkhead box protein P1-like. The record is from RefSeq and is a predicted model, not a curated record. Gene Ontology annotation, cellular component: nucleus. NCBI's taxonomy places the organism in Eukaryota, Metazoa, Echinodermata, Echinoidea, Temnopleuroida, Toxopneustidae. Gene Ontology annotation, molecular function: RNA polymerase II cis-regulatory region sequence-specific DNA binding; DNA-binding transcription repressor activity, RNA polymerase II-specific. Gene Ontology annotation, biological process: regulation of transcription by RNA polymerase II.
UUUUCAUCAUUUUUCUCUUUCCCCAUGCAGUUCAUGCUGGUGAUUGGUGCAUGGUAGAAAACCAGACUCCAUGAGUGAAACCCUCGCAAACAGUGCUGGCGCUUCACCUGACUCCAAACAGCGCACUUCAGAAAACGAUGUCAGAUCAAAUGCAGACAUACCAAAGAAAUCCGAUGCAAUCUCCAUGUUGAGCGGGAGCGAAAAGAGCAUUCAUUCUGGAGGGGGCACUGGAGGGGGGCAAUCCAAUCACCAUCUACAGCUCCAGCAUCUCCUGAUGCCCCCUGGAGCACCGCAGACGCUCUCGGCUCAACAGAUGCAGAGUCUGUUACAAGGCCAGGUCCUCAGCCAGCAACAAUUGCAACAAUUGGUUCUACAGCAACAGUCUUUCUUGCAGCAACAGCAGCUACAGGAGCAGGCUACUUUGCUUCAGCAGAUGCAAGCAGCCGCUGUUGCCGCAGCCAGCGGGGAUGCUGGUAAAGCUCCAACCAAACUCUCGCCACACCAGCAGCAGCUACACAGCUUGGCCUUGCAACAAGCUCACAUGAUCCAGCUACAAGCGCAGCAACAAGCCGUUGCCUCUGGACAAAUGAUGCUCCCACCAAGGUUACAACAAGCCAUGUCAGUAUCGGAGCUCCAGUCUCUGUGGAAGGAAGUUUCCUCGUCUGGUGGCCCAGAGGAAGGCAAAGGCACCCCCGCCAGCUCUGUCGCAGCCAUGUUGCCUGGUCUUGGCGGUCAUCAUCGGCACAUGAUGAACGGUCUAUUAGACGGGUCCCACAUACAUCCAGGCUUUCUUCUUGCUCACCAAGGCCUCAUGCUCCCUCAUGAGGAUCGAUUGGCCAAUCCCAACAACCACCCCCUCUAUGCUCACGGCAUGUGCAAGUGGCCAGGCUGUGAGACAGUAUGUGAGGACUUCCCGGCAUUCCUCAAACAUCUAAGCACAGAGCAUGCUCUAGAUGACCGUAGCACAGCCCAAGCCAGGGUUCAGAUGCAGGUUGUUAAUCAGCUGGAGAUACAGCUUACCAAAGAGAGGGAACGGUUAGCCGCCAUGAUGGCUCAUUUACAUAUGAAACCUCCCAUAGACUCCAAACAAGAAACGCCAAAGUCCCUUCAAUCGACGCAAACACUGUCGAAGCCCCGUAUCAGUGGUCCAGCACACGACCCCGUCUCUCCCCAUGGUACCGCCCAGCACCCCACCCGUUCCCAUCACCUCCAUAGCCUCCGCCCCUUACCACGUCUCGCUGCUAGCGGCACCCCCAAGAUCCCGCCCCUCAUCCCUGUGUCCACGCAAGCCGCGGUUCAGUCUCUCAUGAGCCAGGCACUACGGAGUCCCAUUCACAUCAAGCAACAGCAACAACAACAGCCACAGCAUCCCGGUAACAACCAAUCACAUAAGCUUACUUCGCAUCAUGUGACACCGGGAGGGCCAAUCAGGAGGCGGAACAGUGAGAAAUAUGGCUUGUCACUUAGUACAGCAGAAAUUCACCACAACUCAGACUUCUACAAGAACACGGAUGUGAGGCCGCCGUUUACCUAUGCUGCCCUCAUCAGGCAAGCAAUCAUCGAUGCACCUGAUAGACAACUGACACUCAAUGAAAUCUACAACUGGUUCACAAGAACAUUUGCAUACUUCAGAAGAAAUGCUGCAACAUGGAAGAACGCUGUACGGCAUAACUUAAGUCUUCACAAGUGUUUUGUACGUGUUGAGAAUGUGAAGGGUGCCGUGUGGACGGUUGACGAGAUUGAAUUCAUGAAAAGAAGACCGCAGAGAAUGGGAAGACCGUCGUUAUCUUCUUACAGUCUGAACACGCCUCCGAGUACACCCAACACACCUACCACACCCAUCAGCAAGUCAGCCGAUAUGCUGCCUACAGAGGACAUGCCGCUCAAUCUAGAGACACAUAUGCAUCCUAUGGGCGGUAGCUUGCCAUUGUUGAGUGAUGCAGCAGCCGCAGCAGCAGAUCAUGCAAUCGAGGUGUUGGACAAUGAAGAAGAUCUUGAAGGAGAUGAUUAUCCUGGGGCCACAAGAGGGCGCUAUCCAGAGGACGACCAUGAUGCCUAUCCAGAAGAAGAAAGGGAGCGAUACCUGUUGGAGGCGGAAGACCGGGGGGAGUAUCCCGGUGGGGAACGUAGCGGCGACCCCUUCCCCGAUGAUGAUAGAGACUCAUAUCCUCAGGGUGGGGGUGCUCCCCACGCUGACACCCGUAGGGAUGUAUACCCCCCACCCAGAGAACGCUCUCCUGGGGAGGUGGUGAGCGAGGGUGAACUGCAGUAUCGGCUAGAGCAAAGGGAGCGAUUUGCAAGCGAGGAGAGCGAACGCUUCAUGGUGGAAGAAAGGUUUAGGAGGGCCGAAGAAGAACGGUUUGCCAGAGGGGAAGAAGAUGAAGAUGCCGAAGCCCUUGAGAGGGAAGAGAGGGAAUCCUAUUCCCAGGGGUUGAGGGAAGAGCAGGAUAUUGGUGAUGUGGAGGAGAGGGUUAGGAAUGCAGCGAUUGGUGAUGAGCUGGUAGAGGAGGACGAUGAUAUGGAAGAUGAGAGGGAUCAUGAUGAAGAAACUAAUCAUGCCAUUGCAGAUAUUAUUGAAAGCCAGAGCGCGGCCCACCGUCGGAAAGUCAAUCAGCUGACGAUGGAGCAGUUGAAGCGCAUGAUGCAUCACAACCCCAUGAUGAUGAUACCUGUGUCCACCAACGGGCCAAUCAGAUCAUCUCUCCGAACAUCACCAAGAAGCUUCCUUAGAGGGGCCAAGCCAGGGGGUCAUGUAAUCGUCCAUUCAUCCAUGUCAUCGCUUCUGUCAUUUCCGCUGACCUUCCAUGAUCACAUGAACCUUACCUUGGUGUAGUGAUAAAUGAUUUCAAGUUUAAUACUGAAUGCUGACCAAGUUGUUUGGGGGAAAGGAAAUACCAAGGGAGUCGUUCAUGAGAGGACUUGUCAUAUGUUUUAUUCGACAGUCUUUUUUAUCCAAUAGUUAGCAUAGUAACACUUGGGCACCUGUGCUUACCAUCCAAUCAAAAUCAGGAAAUUUUGCCAUAUCUGACAUGUUGUCAGACACAAUUUUUUGAUGAAAUGCUUUCCAGGCAUUACCACCCAUCUUGUGGUAAGGCUGGUGCCAGGGCUGAAAUCGUAGCAAGUGUGCGCCUAACAGGCUGUUAAAAAAAGUUAUGAAUCCAGUGACUGGGUGCUUAGAGCAGUCGUAGAUUGACAUCGCGCUAUGUAUAAAAGCCAGUUAUUAUUAUAAAGUCACUUUCAAUUGAACUCUCAACAUUGUGUUUGGUGUUCUUUUUCUAAAUCCAAACAGUUUGUAUGAGCUCUGUUCAGUAGCCCAAUUGAUACCAUCACCAGCGCACACAAAAAUAAUGUUCUUGAAAUCGCCCAUUGUACACCUUUCAAAAGGGAUUCCUGUGAAUUUAAGGAAGAAUUUGCUGACUUUCAUGGCUGGGAGGUACUAGAAGCAAAGAUAAGGCAUAACUUUUCUGAUAUGUCGACAAAAAUAUUGUAAUUUCCUUAUCAUGAAUGAAUGUUACAUUUCCAUUCAUUACUUCUAGAAGCCUUCAUCUUGAACAUGGCUUGAUUAGCCUUGUAACAAAGAUUGCAUGGUGCAAGGGAAAAUUGAAUUAAAUAUAGAGAUGUAGACAUACCACAGCUAGCAAAAAAUGUUAUUUCUCUUCUAGUUAUAGUUUUCUAUAUUGAAUGCAGGUACAGUGAAAUAUGCAGAUUUAUGUACAGUAAUAUAAUAAAAUGUCAUCCCUGACCUGUUAACCCCCUUUUUUUUCUGGUAGCAAACCAUGUAAAUAUGCCUCACAGUUCACAAUAUUUUAUACACACAGCCAAGUGCAUACUAUAUGGAUUUUUUGUACAUGUCAAUCAUUUACACACCAAUGAAAUGAAAAUGCAAUGAUUGAUGACAGCAUAUGUGAACAGAUUCUUAUGAUCCCUUGAUAAUGCAGUGUGGUAGUGUGAAUAAACUUGCCAAAGGACAUUGAAUGUAUAUUGAAUGUAUGUAAAUAUUCAAAGUAUGUUGAAUGUACGUGGAAUGUUUGUGAACUUUUCAAAGUGCAUAAAAUGUACAUUUCAAACCAAUGCAAUGUAUAUUGAACAUUAAAUUUUAAUGUUCAGUAUACAUUAAAAUGGUUGUUCAAAGAAUAUGUAUUGAACGGUCAAAGUACAUUGAAUAUGCAUUGAGUGGUCAAAGUACAUUGAAUAUGCAUUGAAUGGUCAAAGUGUAUUGAAUGUUUACUAUUAUUUUGACAAUCCAUCCAAUGUGGAGUGACUAUUAAGACAGAAAUUUGAUUUAGAUAAUGAAAAUAGUUUUCUAGUAUUGAAGGCUCUUUAUUUUAUUCCAAAAACUUAUUCGAACCUUUUCUACCACCCCGCCCCUUACUUACAUAGUAAUUGACUUAUGCUGUCACUCCACAAGUAAAUAUAAGUACUAUAGAGAAGUCCAUUAUAUGAUUGAUAAUGGUUGGUAAUAAUUUGGUCCAUUUGAAAGAGGAAGAAAGUUCAACUUUGAGUACUGGCUUUAAUGGCAGAUGCCAUAUAUUGUAAUUAAUGUGUAAUA